GAUCUCGAGCGAACGGCGUGGCGUUAGUCGGCGCACGAUGCGCGUCGUGCGCUUUUUCGUUUCGUGAUUCGUCAUUCUCUUCGCUCUCUUCCGCGUUCCCUCCUUAACCACCUACCUGCGUCGCCGUUUUCGCGUCCGCAAGCGAGCGAGCGGACGAUGUCGUCGCGACGUGUUUUCAUAAAAGUUCAAACGACGAUCGCGUUAAUCGAUAUGGAGUCGAUAUCUUGCAUCGGAGAGAACACAGACUGUGGGCCUUAAGUCCUAAAUAAUUCACAAGGAAGAUGAUCGAUUGAAAUAUGAACAUUUCGAAAUGUCCCCUAAGAGUUGCGCCUCGGAGCGUGUAACUUAAGUGACGCACGUGACUGCAAUGGACGAUUUGUGUAUGGAGUAAAGGGAUGAAAAGGGACGGGCGUGGACCUUAGGACAAUUUUAAGAGCGAUAUAAUUUAUGAGAGUCAAGUGAUGCGCAAACGCAGAUUGAACGAUUUAUAAUAUCCGAUACAUCCUGUUGUUGCAAAAAGUGGUCUUAAAGCGACUCGGAGUUCUAGAGCGAUGUGGAUAUUGGUUCGAUUUAUCAAGAACUGAAAAAUCUCUUUUUUUCCUAUAGAAUUCUUUAAUUCGUUCAAGGACGAUAUUUAAGAUUCGACUUAAUAAUCUCGAAUGCGAAUGAACACGGAGGAGUUUUAAUUCGUUGAGGCCACUCGGUGAUUUGUGAGCGAUAUUUAUUUUUGCUGCAAGAGGACAAACCUGAUGGUUAGGUCAUUACCAACGCGAAAAAGAUCCUUGGGAGCCUGAUGGCACCCGACCUCGAGAAAAGGCGCCAGGAAUUAAGGAGGGGCAGCAGCGGGACCUUGGACCAUGUCAACGAUUAUCCGGGCAUGCUCUUACAGCUGAGGUGCACAGGCGGCGCGGCAGAUCUUUAUCGACAUGGUAGCAAUGCAGGAGAUGCGUCGUCAACGGUGACAGCAUCGUCCGUCUCGAGAAAUACUGCAGGUAAUCGCGCCCACUCCGCGACUAGGAGGACGGUUACUAAUCAGCAGCGACAGCAGCAGCAAACCCCACAACAACAGCAGCAGCAGCAACAACAACAACAGCAACAAUCAAAACAAAGCAGAUUUCCAUUGUCGUCCUUCGGUGGCGCAAUUGCGAGAAGUUCUGAUGAACACGGGCUUAGGACCGGUACGACGCAAGACGACAAUUCAAACGAUUCCGGCCUAGGUUCCGAGGAACGUCAACAGCACUUCAACAACGUCAAUCUCUGGAACGACGCCGGCGAGGAGGAUUCGAAGAGAAGGAAAAUGGACAUCAAAUUAGAGUCCGAGGACGCAAACUUCGCAUUUCCAGAAGUAGCCCCGGGAACCAGCCCUGACAAUAAAUCACCGACGGUCAGAACCACCGUUAAUGGGAUAGGUUUGGGAGGAGUAUCCAGCAAUAGAUCCGGAAACGCUAACUCCAUAGGCAGAGUUGUGGGAGUAACCAGACCUCGACCCGCCAUGGGUGUGUUGACCAAAAGGACUCCGAUCACUCAUCAGGGACCUGUCACUCUCGUCUCGCAACUAUCCAACGUUUCCGCCGACGGUAAAACUCAACUGCAGAUCGUCUGUCAACCCGAGCAACAGCACCGAGCUCGCUAUCAAACGGAGGGCUCGCGGGGUGCGGUGAAGGAUCGUAGCGGGAAUGGCUUUCCUAUCGUUCGACUGAUCGGUUACGAGAAGCCGACGACUCUACAAGUGUUCAUCGGCACUGAUCUCGGCCGAGUGGCGCCCCAUAUGUUCUACCAAGCCUGUCGAGUAAGCGGCAAGAACUCCACACCCUGUAUGGAGCGGAAGAUCGAUGGCACGAUCGUGAUAGAGAUUGACAUGGACCCGGCGAAGGAUGUUACCUGCGACUGCGUCGGCAUUCUCAAAGAGCGUAAUGUUGAUGUCGAGCAUAGGUUUCCUCAAGAGGCCGGAUUGUUACAAGGAAGAAGCAAGAAGAAAUCCACGCGAUGCCGCAUGGUGUUCCGCACGACUCUCACGCACACCGACGGGACCACAGAGACGCUGCAAGUCUGUUCCCAGCCGAUAGUCUGCACUCAACCACCUGGGAUUCCGGAGAUCUGCAAAAAGUCUCUGACGUCCUGUCCGUGCACAGGCGGGUUAGAACUCAUCAUACUCGGUAAGAACUUUUUGAAGGACACCCGAGUAGUCUUUCAGUUAGACAGCGACGAUCUAUCGAGUAGCAUGGAACCGCCCUGGGAACGCGCUGUGCUACCGGACAAGGAGCACCUGCAUCCGGUACACUUGGUAUGCGUGAUACCGCCUUAUCGCAGGCAGGAUCUAGCGCCGACGGAAACGAUUAGCGUCAGAUUGUUCGCGGUGUCUUCUGGAAAAACCAGCGAACCGCAUACUUUUCUUUACACAGCUGCCUCUACUCCCCCGCAGCCAUCCAUAGGCAAAGUCGAAUCCAUCUCACCCCCGUUAACAAACGGUGACGUUAGCCUGGCGACGUCCUCCGCUGCUGUGCCGUUGACCACGGGCGUCGCAUCCAGUAGUUUAUUAACACAAACAGCCGCGGGAGCUGCAAGCUUUCUGUCAAAUGCACCGGCUCAGUCGCAACAAAGCGCCUCUCCAGAAACUCUGAAGAGCGAUCCCAGUCCACCACCGACGGGAACGUCUCAAGUGACCCCUGUGAUGCUAUGGACCUCAUCACAAUCCUCAAACUCAUCUCCUGAUGUCAUGAUGCCACCCCCGGUGCUUGUGGCAAAUCCUCUAAUGAACCGACGAUCCUCGUCCAAUCUUCAGCUGAUCCUGCCGGAUAACUUAAAAACAGAAGUGCUGGAUGAAAACAGUCAGAAUAGCAUGCUGAGUGACAAUAGCAUGCAAAGCAUUCCGACGCCGACGACGGCUGCAAACGGACCGACGUCGAUCGCCUCUCCCCUUCAGCAGUUGGUCAAUGAGAACUCCAGAGAAGCUGUAUCCUCGCAGGCUGAUAUUAUUAGAACCGUUGCCGUUGCAACGACCAAUAACAGCCCCGUGCAAGAAACUGUGAGUGGUCUUCUCGGAGUGGUGGAUCUGAUACAUACUCAGCAUCCUCUGUCAAUGGUGAAUACACAUCAUCAGACUUCGUUUGGAGGUAUGCACGAGUCAAAUCAAGUUCUUAGUCCUCAUCGCCUUAAGGACACAAAUAGUGUCUUGUCAACGGACAAUAGCUCCAAUGGAGCUCCCCUUCAAGGUGCCGGCGUAGUGGAUCUUCGCAUGAAACACCACCAUCAUCCCGACUUUGGCACGCUGUCGAGUUUCACCGGUGCUUCCGGGACGCAGUCGUUGUCAGCGUCGAACAGUCAUGUGGUGGAAAAGUACCUGAAUCAUAUGGAGUCUUCGGUUGGCACCACCGAGGAAUCUGAUAAUCCAGAAAAUCAGUUCGCUAUUCAACAGCAGCGGGGUUCCAUUAUCUCGGGGAGCGGCCAACAAUCGACGGCUUCCCCGGGAAUUUUAGCCAAAACAGGACAAAGUUCAGUAAAGUUGGAUGUUUUAGUAAACUCCGCAGAACAGAUGAUCUCUCCAUUGCACUCGGUGAAUCCCAAUUCCACCGCAAUGUUGAGCCAAGUGGCAGUAGAACACGAGCCAAUGGGUAGCGGCCAACAAACUAGAACUAGUCCACCGAUUCCGAUGAAAACGAUGAUACUAGAAGCGCUGAUCCAGUCACCGUCACAGACGGUGCAGCCAAUGACAGAGAUUGCGGGUACAACGUCGGUAACGCCUGCAACGACGGUAGAACAAACAGGCGACAGUCUAUUAACUACCAUCAACGCAGCACUAUUACCGCAGUUGCCAGAAACGCAAGUUAACGCGGCAACCGCCACGUCAAAUUCUACGGUUCCUGGCAAUGCGAUGCCGGCAGUCGCGGCAGAUCGUAUGCAGCAACAGAUGCAAGUACUCACGCAACAAGAGGUAGCCGUCAUGCAGCAACAGGUACAACAAGUGGAACAAGUAGUGGCGCAAGCGCAGCAACAAGUUGAACAAGUUGUUGCGCAUGCGCAGCAAGAGGCGGAGCGAGUGGUACAUCAGGCGCAGAAACAGGUAGCCCAGCAAGUAGUGCAGCAUGCUCAUGUGGUGCAGCAAGCAGUACAACAAGUGCAAGCUGUGCAACAAGUCCAAGCGGCUCAGGUAGUGCAGCAAGCGGUGCAGCAGGCGACUGAAGAAGUGGUGCAACAAGCGGUACAACAAGCAACGCAGGAAGUAGUGCAGCAGGUUCAAGCAGUGCAGCAAGCUGUCCAACUGGCUCAAGCGUCCCAAGCUAUGCAGCACGCUGUUCAGCAAGACAUUGGUUCUAUGUUGAACCAACCGGCGGGCUUUGUGGUCGAAGCUAGUUCUGUUUUGGCUAGCGGGGCUGCUCAGGAACCCUCUCAACAGCGUUUAACCAACGCAGCGGAGCAAGCCAUCAACAAUGUCAUCACCAAUGCCACGAAGGAUAUUAUUAACAAUCGGCCGAUCACGGCAACCACUGCUGUUGCGAUCAUCGCCACGAAGAAAAUCCUGAAUACCGUGGCGACUCAAAGCGCGCAGUUGAUGAAUAACACGAUGGAGGUAAUCCUGCCGAAAUCUCCCCAGGCACAAAACAACAUCAUCGAACAGGUCGCCAGCAAAUCGCCACCGCAAGUCGCACUUCCAGUUACUCCAAAUCGCCAGGCUGUGAAUACUCCGAUUUCCAAUCCUGCCGCAAGUACCGCGUCCAACAGAAAGACCGAGGAUGGAAUGUUGCCUCAAGAACUCACCUCCAUGUCGGAACAUGAUCUUCUGAGCUACAUCAAUCCCCACUGUUUCGAGCAGCUUCCUCAAAGCGGAUUUCUCUUGUAGUACCAUCGUGUUUCUCAACAGAAGCAAAGGGGAUGAGUUUUUUUCAACGAAUUUAUUUCCAAAUGAAAGUUUAAAGAAUCUGCCUUCCGUGUCCUGCAUUUGGUGCUAAAUAUAGCCGGCUGGUUUUAAAUUUCACUUGCCUUCUAUUGAAGAGUCUUGAAAACAUUUUAUGGAGCUUAGACUAGACCGUAACUAGCUAAACGUGGGAUACAAGGAUUCAAGAAUGUUUGAAUAAUUGAAACGUCUUGUAGAUAGUUAUACAAUGUUCUUUUUUGGAUCUUUGAGUUGUUUAGAUUUGUUACUGUGCAGGAUUAAUGUUGACUCGGGGUUACAAGGCCAUUGCCUUGAUCCAACGCUGAUAAUUCUAUGCCACAUUUGUAGUGUGAUGCGAAACCCCUUUUAUAGAAGGGAAAGUAGAAGUGCACUAUGUCAACUUUGGGUCUCAGCACAUUUUUCUAGAUUCCUUUUUCAAGUUCUUGUAGUUACGGAUUUUAGAAUUCUUAAUCUCCGAGUUAUUGGAUUUUCUAAUCUCAAUUCUUUCGGUACGGCAGAAUCCAGCUGAAAAACAUUUUUGCUAGACGGACGUAGCACGUUCAGUAGCACAUUUAGUAGCGCAUAGCUACUAUAAUAUGCGCCAGAGGAUUUCGCGCAUUUUUAAAGAAUAUUUUCAUAUACUCUUCAGAUUGGUCAUCCUUCAUGCCGAAAGGGUUAGCAAUUUUAUCCGGUUUUACAAUAAGAUGUUAUUAUUUGAUUAUUUAUUCGAAACAUUAUAAGAAAUUUGUUAAUGACCCAAAGUUUUCAAAGAUACUUCCUGAUAAUCCUGUGAUUCACGGCAAAGAAACGCCUAAGUCCACAGCAGCAGAUCGUCAUAGGUCGAGAACUAUUAACAUUUAAGUAUAAGACGGGCGCACGAGAAAGCGCGACAAAUUCAGAUGUUCUUCUCUUUCACACAUCUUUCUUUCUUUCUUUGUAUGUUGUAUCUUUUCUAUGAAUUGUCACUCUUGGCGAUUCGUUAUUUAUCUUCAACGAUGUAUUAUGCAUCUAGAUACGUCGCAUAUUAUCUUGUGCUCUAUUUUGAUCUAUAUUGAAUUCUUUUUAUUUGCAGGACUCACAGAAUAGUAUGUGAAUAAUGCAAAUGUAGAGAAAUAUAUUGUAAAAUAUGUUCAGAUAAUUAAUUAAUCUUCAGACGUCGCGUUUCAAAACUAAAUCCCAGAUACAGUAUUGGGAUCCAACAAAAGCGUUUUAGAGCUAAUUAAUUGUUUAAUAUUGAUUAAAGAAAUUAAGAAGCUAAUUGAAAAAUACGCGAAGAAGAAUCUGGCCAGUUUAAUUUCUCGAAUCUUGGAAUCUUUAUUUUCAGUUUUUGCAAAAUUUAAGAAGAAAAGUGCCGGAACGGGUGAGAACACAUGCGUAAAUUAUGUGAAAUAUGCGCUGUUGUAAUUAUUAUUGACUUGAUUUCAUUGCGAAAGGAUGGAUCAUCUCGUCGCUGUGGUCUCCACAUGUCUCAAGUAUAUAUUUCGUAUAUUUAGAAUAUGUAUAUUGUUCGAUAAUCGAAGUUAUUUUGUUUUCUUCUUUUUGUUAUCUAGUACAUUGAUAAUGAUGAUAGAGUUACGUGAAUGCAUUAAUGUUGUCAUUACUUGAUACAGGAAUAGCAAAAUAACAGGGAAUGAAAGAGAGAAUGAGAGAUUAUGUUGUAUGUUGAAGUAGUCUAUAUGUAUAGAUAUAUAUAAAUAUAUAUAUAAAAUAUAUAUAUAUAAAAUAUAUAUAUUUUUUACGUUUAUCCAAAGAGAACGAGAGGGAGAAAAAGAGAGAGAUAGAGUAGAGAGCGGGCUAAGUAACAAAGUGAGCUUAUUAAGGAUAUAUGUUCAUAUAAUUAUUAUAUAUCGGAUGUAACUAAAGUGCGUCACGUGGCUUUUUAACGAAUAUACUUUCUUUUCUAUUUUUUAGAUUUCCUAUACAAGUCCUCAGGGCACAUUGAUCACGUAAUCUAAACUCCAAUUUUUGCUUAUUCUGAUUUCGCGCGAACCUUUGAAUCAUAGAACAAUUACGGUUAAACAUUUACAUGAUGAUAAUGCAAAAUUACGUGAUCGCGUCCAGAUUCUUAAUUUUUCGGAUUUUUAAGGUCAACAAACAUCAUUAAAAUUAUCAGAUCAAGAAUAUAUCUAGAUUUUCAGAUUCCUAAAGCCUCAAAUUUAUCGAAGUCUUAAAACUUUUUGUUUUUAACUUUUAACUUGCUAAUUUUUACUCAGGAUCCUAGAAAAUCCUAGAAAUAUAUUAUUCUUGAAUUUUAAGUAUUACUGAUCUAUAUUUCUAGAUGUUGAAAAAUUUUUGAACCAUGGACUUUUUUGAGUUCACAUUGUUUCAAUAUUUCGCACUUUAGCGAUAUCCCGUGUACGUAUAUCGCGACAUCGAAUUUUUCGGGGUAGUCCCCACAUGUUCAAGACGAGCGGUGCUAAUAUUCGCCAAGAUUAUGUAGCUAGUAGAAGAGAGAGAGAGAGAGAGAGAGAAAAAGAGAGAUUUUAUAACGAAAAAUAUAACGAAACAUUUAUUGUCGCGACAGCCACAUGUCCUUUGUAGCCAAGUAUAUAUAUACAUAUAUAUAUAUAUAUAUGAUAUAUUUUAUAUUGACCGUUAUAAUGUGUCCGUAGUCGCACGCAAUGACUAAUGGUUCGCCUCUACAGGGAAGAUAACUUGUGUACCACUUGCGAUAUGUACCUCGUGAAAUUGUCGUAAACGUGUGCUCUUCUCGUUGUACGCACGUCACUGAUAACAGCCUAACUUCGACAGAAAUUCGUAACAAUGUAUCAUUAUUUACUCCUGUAAGUUUAAUAAAUGUUUCACAAUGAUA
Temnothorax curvispinosus is the source of this 7682-nucleotide messenger RNA. It is a transcript of the gene NFAT, whose product is annotated as nuclear factor of activated T-cells 5-like. Gene Ontology annotation, molecular function: transcription factor binding; RNA polymerase II cis-regulatory region sequence-specific DNA binding; DNA-binding transcription factor activity, RNA polymerase II-specific. NCBI's taxonomy places the organism in Eukaryota, Metazoa, Arthropoda, Insecta, Hymenoptera, Formicidae. Gene Ontology annotation, cellular component: transcription regulator complex. Gene Ontology annotation, biological process: regulation of transcription by RNA polymerase II. The coding region runs from base 794 to 4837 and encodes 1347 amino acids. The transcript has 10 exons. The record is from RefSeq and is a predicted model, not a curated record.